Messenger RNA from Onychomys torridus (southern grasshopper mouse), 1602 nucleotides. It is a transcript of the gene Serpinf2, whose product is annotated as serpin family F member 2. Bases 52 to 1539 code for a protein of 495 amino acids. Gene Ontology annotation, biological process: negative regulation of endopeptidase activity; negative regulation of fibrinolysis. The transcript is spliced from 10 exons. Gene Ontology annotation, molecular function: serine-type endopeptidase inhibitor activity. Lineage: Eukaryota; Metazoa; Chordata; Mammalia; Rodentia; Cricetidae. The record is from RefSeq and is a predicted model, not a curated record.
GAGCUCGGGGCCUUCGGUAGGACCUGGGCAGCCUGAGAAAGGCUGGAUGAAAUGAACAACAGGAACAUGGCACGGCUCUGGGGGCUCCUGGUGCUCAGCUUGUCCUGUCUGCAAAGCCCCUGCUCCAUGUUCUCCCCUGUGAGCACUACGGAUCUCCCAAGCCAGCAGCCGAUGAGUGAGCAGGCCCAGCAGAAGCUGCCUCCACUUGCCCUCCUCAAGUUGGGCAACCAGGAUCUUGGUGGCCACGCUACCCUGGAGAGGUCCCCAGGAGACUGCAAGAGUCCCCCAACUGCAGAGGAGACUCACAGGCUAUCUCAGGCCAUGAUGGCUUUUACUGCUGACCUGUUCUCCCUGGUGGCCCAAACGUCCACCAGCUCCAACCUGGUCCUGUCACCGCUGAGUGUGGCCCUGGCACUCUCUCACCUGGCACUAGGUGCUCGGAACCAAACGCUACAGAGCUUGCAACGAGUAUUGCACGUGAACACCGGAUCCUGCCUUCCUCAUCUGCUGAGCCAUCUCUGCCAGAACCUAAGCCCUGGGACAAUCCGACUGGCUGCCAGAAUAUACCUGCAGAAGGGGUUUCCCAUUAAAGAGGAUUUCCUGAAGCAGUCGGAACAGCUCUUUGGUGCAAAGCCUGUGAAACUGACUGGAAACCAGGAGGAAGACCUGGCGAACAUCAACCAAUGGGUGAAGGAGGCCACGGAGGGGAAGAUUGAGGAUUUCCUCUCUGAGCUGCCAGAUAACACCGUGUUGCUUCUCCUCAAUGCCAUCCACUUUCAUGGUUUCUGGAGGACCCAAUUUGACCCAAGCCUCACCCAGAAAGACUCCUUCCACCUGGACGAGCAGUUCACAGUGCCCGUGGACAUGAUGCAGGCACAGUCAUACCCUCUGCGCUGGUUCCUCCUGGAGCAACCUGAGAUACAGGUGGCUCAUUUCCCCUUUAAGAACAACAUGAGCUUUGUGGUCAUGAUGCCCACUCAUUUUGAAUGGAAUGUGUCUCAGGUACUGGCCAACCUGAGCUUGGACACUCUGUAUCAUCCCUCACUGCGGGAGAAGCCCACCAAGGUGCGGCUGCCUAAACUCCACCUGAAGCAGCAGCUGGACUUGGUAGCCACCCUCAGCCAGCUGGGCCUGCAGGAAUUGUUCCAGGGCCCAGACCUGCGUGGGAUCUCUGACCAGAGUCUGGUGGUGUCUAGCGUACAGCACCAAUCUACCAUGGAACUCAGUGAGGCUGGCGUGGAGGCAGCCGCAGCCACCAGCACAGCCAUGAAUCGAAUGUCCAUCUCCUCCUUUGCUGUGAACCGACCCUUCCUCUUCUUCAUCAUGGAGGACGCCUUAGGCAUGCCCCUCUUUGUGGGCAGCGUGAGGAACCCCAACCCCAGUGCACAGCCCCAGCCCCAGGAACAGCAAGAUUCCCCUGACAACCGGGUCUUCCGGCAUGAAAAAGCUGACUUUCAUGGAGACAAGACCUUUGGUCCUGAUUUGAAACUUGCACCCCCCUUGGAUGAUGAUUACCCCCAGUUUAGCACCCCCAAGUGAGGAGGGCCCCUGUGCAGCAGCAUCCUGAGUCCCCACCUGGAUCAGCCUCUCAACUCCUGUGAC